This is a messenger RNA of Musa acuminata AAA Group (dessert banana), 1055 nucleotides long. RefSeq names its product probable magnesium transporter NIPA4. Gene Ontology annotation, biological process: magnesium ion transport. The record is from RefSeq and is a predicted model, not a curated record. Gene Ontology annotation, molecular function: magnesium ion transmembrane transporter activity. The transcript is spliced from 8 exons. Gene Ontology annotation, cellular component: membrane. The coding region runs from base 1 to 897 and encodes 298 amino acids. Lineage: Eukaryota; Viridiplantae; Streptophyta; Magnoliopsida; Zingiberales; Musaceae.
AUGAAAUAUCUCCUUGUGGAUCAUGUGGAAGAGUAUGGGAAGUCAACGGCGUUUUUGACAAGUGUUUUGCAACUGAUUGUGGGUGAAGCUGCCAAUUUUGCUGCUUACGCAUUUGCUCCGGCCAUUCUUGUGACUCCUCUUGGUGCACUUAGCAUAAUAAUCAGUGCGGCAUUAGCACAUAUUAUCCUACGGGAAAGGCUGAAUAUUUUGGGUAUUGUUGGCUGUGUUCUUUGUGUUGUGGGAUCAACGACAAUUGUUCUCCAUGCUCCACAGGAGAGGGAAAUCGAAUCCGUGAAGGAAGUGUGGAAUCUUGCUACCGAACCAGCCUUCCUCUGCUAUGCGACUAUCGUGGGUGCAGUUAUUUUGGUGCUCAUUUUUUGUUAUAUCCCUCGGUAUGGGCAGACAAAUAUAAUGUUUUAUGUUGGUGUCUGUUCCCUAGUUGGUUCUUUAUCGGUCAUGAGUGUCAAAGCUCUUGGGAUUGCUCUAAAAUUAACAUUUUCAGGAAUGAAUCAAUUGAUAUACCCACAAACUUGGGCUUUCACCAUUGUGGUACUUAUUUGUGUGGUUACACAAAUGAACUAUCUAAAUAAGGCACUUGAUACGUUUAAGACGGCAGUUGUAUCACCAAUUUACUAUGUGAUGUUUACAUCGUUGACCAUUUUGGCUAGCACGAUCAUGUUCAAGGAAUGGGAUGGGCAGAACCCGACGCAGAUCGUCACGGAGAUGUGCGGUUUCGUGACGAUUCUUUCAGGGACAUUCCUGCUUCACAAGACGAAGGACAUGGCCGACGGUGGUCUUGCGACAUCGCCGUCGCGAUUCCACAAGCAUGCCCAUGAGAACGGUUACACCUACGAAGGAAUUCCUCUCAAGUGUCAUGAGCCUUCGAGGGCGCCAUGAGGUGAGCCAACCAAGUACGCUCUCAGUCUAGCUUUUAAUUACUAGAGAAUACGCUGCCUGCAUUCAUUGGCUUAAAUGGCAUCAAACUGGAUAUUUGGAUGGAUAUCGUGGAAUCAGUGAACGCCAUGUCAAGAUAGAUUCCAGGUUUACUCUAAUUC